Molecule: messenger RNA, 555 nt
Organism: Penicillium taxi
Lineage: Eukaryota; Fungi; Ascomycota; Eurotiomycetes; Eurotiales; Aspergillaceae
Exons: 1
Coding region: 1-555 (184 amino acids)
Source: RefSeq, a predicted model, not a curated record
AUGGUUUCGGAAAUCAUGAGUCAUGAAAUUGCAUUCAUCUCUGGACCAAUCGAUCCAGGUCCCUAUUUCCACACCCACUACACAUCUCCAAUACAACAAGCUAUCAAACGAGGCGACGACUUUGUCAUAGGACCCAUCCCAAGUGGAGUCGACGCAGAUGCACUAGCUUAUCUCCUUGCAUAUCCCGUCGCACCGACUCGGAUCACAAUAUUCGUGACUCCAGCAGAAAAUGGGAUGUGGGGCACUAAAUUUCGUGCAUUGGGUGUCAAUGUGCAAGUAACAGAGGGCCAAAUGAGCCUGGAACGCGAUGCGGCUCUCACAAAAGCUAGCACUUAUGAUAUUCUUCGUGUUCGCACUAAGAAGGAGGCGAAGAAGUUUUAUGGUCGUUUGUGGCGUGAUGGAUAUGUCACCAAUACUGAGCGCAAUUGGAAGCGUCGGAGGGGAAUUGGAGAGGAUAUUAAAGUCGAUGCUAAGACGAUUCGAUCUGGGAUGCCAGAGGGAUCCCCCAAAGAGGGUGCUCUGUGGAACUGGCUUGCGAAAUUGAAUCGACCUUAG